Molecule: messenger RNA, 795 nt
Organism: Lathyrus oleraceus (garden pea)
Lineage: Eukaryota; Viridiplantae; Streptophyta; Magnoliopsida; Fabales; Fabaceae
Exons: 2
Coding region: 1-795 (264 amino acids)
Source: RefSeq, a predicted model, not a curated record
AUGGAGGAUGUCACAGUUGACAUUGGAAGGCCACUGAACGCUUGCAAUCUGAAGAGCAUGGGGGGGAUUGAGAAAGUUAGGGUGAAACCCUCAUUAGAUACCUCCUGGGAAGCACUCAAGGAUCAUAGGAAGAUUCCAAAUAGCCUCUACCUCUUCUCCAAGAUUAUUCCUCCAGAGGUUGUGGCACACUAUCUGAAGGAUCUCGCAAGCCAAGGAGUUGACAUCUCAGAGUUCUCUGUGGAUUGGCUGCCUGAGAAUCCACCAAACUUCAUGAAGAGACAACGAGAACCUUCUGAGAAGUCAAAGAAGGCCAAGAAAGAAAAACUGGGGGAAACUUCUGCGUCCAAACCUCUGGUCCCUUUGAUCGAAUCACCAAUUUCUGAAGCUGAAAUGGUUAACGAACCUAUAUCAUCAAUCUCCUUCACACCUUCAUCUCCACCCUACUAUAUCUUAUCAUUUGAUUCAGAACCCUGUGACCCUCAAUCCCCCCCACUAGCUCAGCUUCAGGCACGUGCUCUUGCCUUACAACAACAACCUGAACUAGAAGCUAACACUCCACCACCUGAGCAACCAGUUCCACCACUAUCUGAACAACCACAAACACCUCCAUCUGAACAACCACAAAAUCCACCACCUGAACAACCCACAACAUCACCCUCUGAUACUCCCAUCAUACCACCCUCUGGAAACAUUAUCAUCCCUACCUCUCAGACUCCCGUUGACACCAACCAAACACUACCAACAUCCCCAUCCCCCGACACUGAACUAGAAACUACCUUCCACACCCUAGAAUAA